AUGGCGAAAAGACCCCGGACCUCCUCUGCAAACACCCCCAAGAGUCGUCAGCCCAAUUCUGCCGCUCCUACUCAGCCACCAAAGUCCCGGAAAGGCUGUGAAGUCAGUGAGCCAUCGGAUGACGAGGAAGGUGAGGAAAUAGUGACGAACUUGACCUCUCCAAGUGCAGUGCACAGUGAGAACGUAGUACCGAGUUCUUUUUCAGUCACCCUAACCGAUCCGGAAGUUUUAGAUUGUCCCAUUUGCAUGGAACCUUUAAGCCCUCCAGUCUAUCAGUGCGAGAACGGGCACGUGUCGUGCGGGACAUGUUGCCUCGGAGCGCGUAACAACUGCGGCAGCUGCGGCUGCCCCAUUGGCACCAAGAGAAACCGAGCUCUGGAGAGGGUUCUCGAUUCCAUGCGUGUCCCGUGCCCUAAUGCCUUGUACGGGUGCACGCAGUUCUCCAGCUUCAGCAACAAGCUCCAACAUGAAAAAACGUGCCGACACUCUCCUUGCUCUUGCCCUUACCCCAAUUGCUCCUACACCGGCCUCCCCUCCUCAGUCUACUCCCAUUUUGCUGCCACCCACUCUGCCUCCUCUCAGGAUUUCAUCUUCAACUAUGAGAUUCCUGUUUCUUUGGAAACCGAUCAGAGGCACGUUUUCUUACAAGAGGUAACAGAGGACACGCUUUUUGUCCUCAGCCGCAAGGCCAACCGCCUCGGGAGCACGGUUGCUGUGGAGUGCAUUGGGCCCAUCUCUUCCGAGAGGAAAUUUGUGUACGAGGUUGUGGCGGCGGACGGUCUGGGUUUUGUGAAGCUGAGGGCUGUGGCUGAGACGAGAGCGGUUUGGCUCGGGGGGCAGCAGCCUGGCGACAAGUAUCUUGUCGUGCCCAAUGAAUUUGUGGGUGCUGAUGGGAAGCUGAAUCUGGAGGUUAUUAUUAAGAGAGAUCGGGGACUGAGGUCCGCCAGGGCACGCAAGUAG
This is a messenger RNA of Striga asiatica, 960 nucleotides long. The record is from the annotation of a GenBank genome assembly. Lineage: Eukaryota; Viridiplantae; Streptophyta; Magnoliopsida; Lamiales; Orobanchaceae.